AUGUCUACCAGCAUCAUCACCAAAGUCAUGUCUCUAGACUCGCACUCAGGCGUUCCAUCGGUUCCAAACCCUACGCCCGCUACUGAACCCAUCACUAGUCCUUUCGGCAGCGAUCCUGUCGACCCUCCUCCCGAGAUGGACUACAACGCUGUCGCCAGGAUACUCGCUCCCAUCCAGGAGUCUCUCAAUGAAGCCGCCAUGGAGGCUGGCUACCCUUCGCCACCUAUCAACACGCCCGAAGUUGGCUCUCCAGCUCCCUCCGUUGUCUAUCGUCAACCUAUCACUCGCGGUCGCGGUUUCAGCGUCAUCGGCGAUAGGCUCGCUCAACUGAAGAUCGACGACCGCAAGCUUCGCCACCGUGACGCAGACAUGAGCUCGAGCAACUACUCGCCUGAGCCCUCUGUUGCCGAGGAUGAGGAAGCGGACAUUGCCAGCAUAUCCGAGGUGUUGAGCGAGAGUGGCAAGGACAAACAGGGCUCUGCGGACGCUCGUAAGCUUCCUGCCUCUCUUGUUAUAGCUACAGGCUCAGUUCCUAUCGCUCUAGGUUCCCCUGCGGUAAACCCGCGCAUCGAAGAGUACUUGUCUUUCACCUCCAACGACUUGCCGACAAACUCUGUUGCUCCUUGCUUUCCUUCAACGCUCAUGGAGACCAGCACGGAGUCUGUCAAGACCGUUGUCGAUGGCAGUGACCGCACUAGCUUGAAGAGUGACGGCGUCACUGAGAAGAGCAACUGGGCCGAGGAACUGGAGGACGCCGUCGAUAGGGCAUGUAUGCGUCUCGAGCAACUCGCAGAAGACGAGGUCAAGUCGGACUCCAGCAAGAGCUUCGAAGACUACUACAUCGCUCGUCUUGAGCGCCUGCUCGGUAGUGCCAAACGGUCUGUCCCUGUCCACAUCCAGAAGGCCAAGACAGUACGCGAGGAGACAGCAUAA
Messenger RNA from Pyrenophora tritici-repentis Pt-1C-BFP, 933 nucleotides. RefSeq lists its product as uncharacterized. NCBI's taxonomy places the organism in Eukaryota, Fungi, Ascomycota, Dothideomycetes, Pleosporales, Pleosporaceae. The record is from RefSeq and is a predicted model, not a curated record.